CUCGCUCCGAGGGCAGCGCGGCAGAGGGAGCUGCGGAGUGCCGCGGCCAUCGCUCCUUCGCCUCCUCCGGGAGAGCCGGCGCUGGACAAGCCGCUGCAGGCAGCCAGGGCUGCAGGAGUAGGACUAUGUCCACCAUGGUGUACCCAAGGGAGGAGAAACUGGACAAGCUGAGCCAAGAGGAGAUAAUUUCCAACACCAAGCUGGUGAUGCAAGGGCUGGAAGCACUCAAGAAUGAACACAACUCCAUCUUGCACAGCUUGCUGGAGACCAUUAAGUGCCUGAAGAAAGAUGAAGAAGCCAAUCUCGUGCAUGAGAAAUCCAACCUGCUCCGCAAAUCAGUGGAGAUGAUUGAACUAGGGCUUGGAGAAGCUCAGGUGAUGAUGGCGUUGUCCAACCAUCUGAAUGCUGUGGAGUCAGAGAAGCAGAAGCUGCGUGCUCAGGUGCGGAGACUGUGCCAGGAGAACCAGUGGCUGCGUGAUGAGCUUGCCAACACCCAGCAGAAGCUGCAGCGUAGUGAACAAACUGUGGCUCAGCUGGAGGAGGAGAAGAAACACCUUGAGUUCAUGAAUCAGCUGAAGAAGUAUGAUGAGGAUGUCUCACCUUCGGAGGAGAAGGAGGGUGACUCCACCAAGGACUCCCUGGAUGAUCUGUUCCCAAAUGAGGAGGAGGAGCAUGGUCCCGGAUUGCCCCACCAGCACAGCAGUGCUGUGGCAGCUGCCCAGCAGGGAGGUUAUGAGAUUCCUGCACGCUUGCGCACCCUCCACAACCUUGUUAUCCAGUAUGCGUCACAGGGGCGCUAUGAGGUGGCUGUGCCGCUCUGCAAGCAGGCGCUGGAGGAUCUGGAGAAGACAUCAGGCCACGAUCACCCUGAUGUGGCUACCAUGCUCAACAUUCUAGCAUUAGUGUACAGGGAUCAGAAUAAAUACAAAGAGGCAGCACACCUUUUGAAUGAUGCUCUUUCCAUCCGUGAGAAGACUCUAGGCAAAGACCACCCAGCGGUGGCAGCAACUUUGAACAAUCUGGCUGUUCUCUAUGGCAAGAGAGGGAAGUACAAAGAAGCAGAGCCACUGUGUAAGCGAGCCCUGGAGAUCCGUGAGAAGGUUCUAGGCAAAGACCAUCCUGAUGUGGCCAAGCAGCUGAACAACCUGGCCCUGUUGUGCCAGAACCAGGGCAAGUAUGAUGAAGUGGAGUACUAUUACUGCCGGGCCCUGGAGAUCUAUGAGAGCUGCCUGGGUCCUGAUGACCCCAAUGUGGCCAAGACCAAGAACAACCUGGCUUCCUGUUACCUGAAGCAAGGAAAAUACAAAGAUGCAGAGGUGCUGUAUAAGGAGAUCCUUACCCGUGCUCACGUGAAGGAGUUUGGCUCUGUGGAUGAUGAACACAAGCCUAUCUGGAUGCAUGCAGAGGAGAGAGAGGAGAUGAGCAAGAGCAAACACAGAGACAGUGCUCCCUACGCUGAGUACGGUGGCUGGUACAAGGCCUGUAAGGUUAGCAGCCCAACUGUGAACACCACUCUGAGGAACCUGGGUGCACUGUACCGGCGCCAGGGCAAGCUGGAGGCAGCAGAGACCUUGGAGGAGUGCGCAGUUCGCUCUCGGCGACAGGGCAUUGACCCAAUCAACCAGACGAAGGUGGUGGAGAUCCUGAAGGAGGGUGAUGGCACAGAGAGACGUCGGAGCCUGGGAGGCAGCGUCAAGUACGAGAAUGCCACAGACGGUAGCGAGGAAGCUUAAAUGCCUCCCGAGACUCCCUCUUUCCCCUCCACUGCAGUCACCUGGAUGUUUGUGUUGUAUCUUCCGACUUUUCCUCCACACCAUCCCUCCUUCCUCGGCGAGAGCUCCACACCAGUCCCCCAACCCUCCCGGCGCGCGAGGGCACCGCGAUGCCUGCAGAGGAGUGCCUGGCCACGUGGCCCAGCUCCAGUCCCAUGGCCAGCAAGAGCAGGAAGAAUCUGCGAGGAGCUGCCCACUCCCCCAGGCCAGGGUGACGGGCCACCGUCCCCUUGCAUGCCCCCACCCCCAGCCUGCCCUUGUACAUCCCUGGGGACCAGGCCUGCAGGGGCUUGUCUUCAGUCCAGGCAUGGUGACUCCACUGUCAUUAGACAUCCUCAACCCUCCUAGCUUAUUCCUUCCAUCUCUACAGAAGCACGAAGAUGGGUGGCUGUUAUGGGACAGCAAGGCCUGGCCUAGGCAGGGCUGUCAUGUGCCCAGUUGCUUUCUUCCCUGUAGGCUUAGCUGAUGUUAGUGCUCUGUAGCAAACCUGCGCUGGUCCCUGGUGAGCUGGGCUCUUCCUGCAGCACAGGGCAGUCCCUAUCUUGCUACCGUUCUCCCUGCUGAGCUCAGCAACCCAGGGUAUGUGGGUCUCUCUGCAGGGCACAGGAGUAUAGGAUGGCCCAUAGAGCUACUGGACAUCCAAGACAAGGUGAAGGGAUGACAGCCAAGGGCCAUGCAUGGAACAGGGACCUGCCAGCACAGGCAUGUUUGGCUGCAACCUCCUGACUGGAUGCUGUAGCCACGUUCCUCACCUGAUGGCAUUAAGGGGUGAAUCAGCUCCCCAUUGCUGUGGGGUUCCUAGGUGUGGCUGGUGGGAGAAGCAGGGCUGAAGUUGUUUGCUGUUCCUUGGAGGCAGAGGAAGGGUAGGAGGAAAGAACUUUCCUGCAAGGGGUCAGAUCCCAGGCCAUUAGAAGUGGCUGAGAUGGGGAAAGGACUGGUUUGGAGCAGAAUGGUUGGGAGAAAAAGGAGGUGCAAAGAAGGAUGUGAGGAAGGGAGGAGCUGGGGCUGGGGAUGCUCUGAGCAUGUGGGAGCAGGUGGAGGGAGC
Molecule: messenger RNA, 2817 nt
Organism: Manacus vitellinus (golden-collared manakin)
Lineage: Eukaryota; Metazoa; Chordata; Aves; Passeriformes; Pipridae
Gene: KLC4
Product: kinesin light chain 4
Exons: 14
Coding region: 126-1733 (535 amino acids)
Biological process (GO): microtubule-based movement
Cellular component (GO): kinesin complex; membrane-bounded organelle; cytoplasm
Molecular function (GO): kinesin binding
Source: RefSeq, a predicted model, not a curated record